AUGUUAAGCAAAUUGUUUCCCCACAUCAAGGAAAAGUCAUUGGACGAGCGGGUUAAAUCGCGCGAUGCCUUUAUUUACUUGGAUCGGGUCAUGUGGUCAAUGGGCUGGACAGAGCCAGAAAACAAAAGAUGGAGCAUGGUUUACAGUCUGUGGUCUGCUUUUAUGGUCAUUUUAAUGUUCAUCCUUCUGCCAAUCUCAAUAACCAUCGAGUACCUUCAGCGAUUCAAGAGCUUCUCGGCUGGCGAGUUCCUCAGUUCCCUGGAAAUUGGGGUUAACAUGUAUGGCAGUUCGUUCAAGUGCGCUUUCACCAUGAUUGGCUACAAGAAAAGGCAGGAGGCCAAAAGAUUACUGGAUCAGCUGGACAAGAGAUGCGUUCGGGAUGAGGAGAGGUCCACUGUUCAUCGCUAUGUGGCUUUGGCCAACUUUUUCGAUAUCAUGUAUCACAUUUUCUACACCAGCUUUGUUGUGAUGAACUUUCCGUAUUUUCUGAUGCAGGGACGCCACGCUUGGCGAAUGUAUUUUCCCCUAAUCGACUCCGAUGAGCAAUUUUUCAUCUCCAGCAUCGCAGAAUGUAUGCUGAUGACGUGGUGCAUUUACAUGGAUCUGUGCUCGGAUGUCUGUCCAUUGGUCUCCAUGAUGAUGGCUCGAUGUCACAUUACCAUUCUCAAGAAUCGACUGAAGAAUCUGCGAUCGGAGCCGGGAAAACACGAAGAUGAGUACUUGGAGGCGCUAACUAAGUGCAUCCAGGAUCAUCGAUUGAUAUUGGAUUAUGUCAACGCCCUGCGACCCGUUCUUUCGGGCACCAUUUUUGUGGAGUUCCUGUUGAUCGGUACUGUAUUGGGACUCUCAAUGAUAAACUUGAUGUUCUUCUCAACUUUUUGGACCGGAGUCGCCACUUGUCUGUUUAUGUUCGACGUCUCCAUGGAGACUUUUCCGUUUUGCUAUCUAUGCAAUAUGAUUAUCGAUGAUUGCCAGGAGCUUUCCGACUGCCUAUUUCAAUCGAAUUGGACGACCGCCGAUCGUCGAUAUAAGUCCACUAUGGUAUUCUUUCUUCACAAUCUGCAGCAACCUAUUAUGCUCACGGCAGGUGGGGUUUUUCCCAUUUGUAUGCAAACAAAUUUAGCUAUGGUGAAAUUGGCCUUUUCUGUGGUUACGAUUAUGAAGCAAUUCAACAUAGCCGAGAAGUUUCAAUAA
Drosophila takahashii is the source of this 1194-nucleotide messenger RNA. RefSeq names its product odorant receptor 22a. Gene Ontology annotation, cellular component: plasma membrane. The record is from RefSeq and is a predicted model, not a curated record. Lineage: Eukaryota; Metazoa; Arthropoda; Insecta; Diptera; Drosophilidae. Gene Ontology annotation, molecular function: olfactory receptor activity; odorant binding. Gene Ontology annotation, biological process: detection of chemical stimulus involved in sensory perception of smell; sensory perception of smell.